CUUCUCCUCAAGAGCCUCCUCGUCUCGCCACAUCCUUUCCUCCAGACCUUCCCAAGGGGCCUUCCCUUCUCUUCACCCUUGUUCCCAUCUGUGUCCCCCAGACCCUCCAGUGGAGGCCACCGCCCUCAGUCCCCCAUCACCCUCCACCGCUCCUGCUCCCACCCCUGCCUGUGGAGCCUGGAAGCCAGAGAGGAAAUGACUGAGCUGCUCUGGUCCCCGCCCGCUCUUGCCCGCGCCCCUGGCCACACCCUCCGCCCCGAGGCAGCUCCCACGCGGGACUCUCAUACUCCAGGCUAGAGACCCUGGGCUCCGACAUGUCACCGUCCAGUUGUUUGUGUCUGCUCACCUUUGUCGCCCUGAUUCUGCCCAGCAGAGGACAGACGCCAGCAAAGGAAACACCAGGUUCUGGAAUGGACCAGACUUCCGCGAAUACUCCAGUCCCAGUUCCAGAUGAAACCAACCCAGAAGUCCAGCCUACCCCUCCCAUUCCGAUCGGGGACACUGAUGAAACCACACAAAGCCAGACAGCGGCCAAAACCGAGAUCCAGCAACCAACAGGAAUGGACACCAUGAAUCUGGCGACAAAGCCAGGGACACACAUGAGCAGAGAGAAAGGUACGAUGGCACACCCUGAGAUGGGGUCUCCAAGCCCAACCAAAGAUGAAGUGUGGUACUACUCUUCCGAUUCACACGCCUCGGAUGAGAACAACCCCUUCUACUAUGAUGAUUUCACUCUCAGGAAGCGGGGACUCCUGGUGGCAGCGGUGCUGUUCAUCACCGGCAUUAUCAUCCUCACCAGUGGGAAGUGUAGACAGUUGUCCCGAGUAUGCCUGAAUCGCCACAGGUGAGUGGGGACUGACACCCCGAUGGGCAGCCCAGCUGGAGCCUCCAUGCCACAGCAGCUCACCACCCCCUGCCGCCUCCCUCUGCCCCAAGAGCCUACAGAGUGGCCAACACAAAAUGAUUCUCCAAAGAAGAGGCCACUGGAGGGAGCCAGGCCUUAGACUGGUGGCUUCCCCCCUCUGAGGGUGCCUGGCUCCCCAGGCAUGCCUUGUCCUGCCCUGCCCAGCCCCCUAUCUAAUCUGUUCAGAUAAAUCCAAGUGGUUUUUCUUC
Molecule: messenger RNA, 1113 nt
Organism: Microtus ochrogaster (prairie vole)
Lineage: Eukaryota; Metazoa; Chordata; Mammalia; Rodentia; Cricetidae
Gene: Fxyd5
Product: FXYD domain containing ion transport regulator 5
Biological process (GO): regulation of sodium ion transmembrane transporter activity
Cellular component (GO): membrane
Molecular function (GO): sodium channel regulator activity
Source: RefSeq, a predicted model, not a curated record